CUUAAAGGCCGACUCUGAGUAAUUGGCCUGUGAGAUUUGAGCUUCUCUGAUGCGGCGUUCCCGAUAACAUAAUCCUCUCGAAAGUCUCAAAUGAUCUUCAAAAGCAGUCGGCCGUCCGUGCCUUCGAGGCGCUGCCUUCCUUACAGGCUCCCUGGCUGUUCCUAUUCCAGACCAUGGCAUCUUCAGAAAUUCCAGAACAAACGGCAGGUCAAGUCUGCUCCAGAUUGCAGCAGUACACAACGAAGACUUUUAUGGGGUAACAGUGAGCCGCCACAACACUUCGGACCAAAAUCCCGGAUACCGGAUCUCUUCGAGAGAAAAGAUGAAAUGCAUUUGAAACUUGCAACUCAGCAAUUAGAAUGGCACGAACUCCCACCACCACAUCACCAUGAUAUGUUAGAGGCAGCGGCAAGGGUCGGACGCAUUGAAGAGCGCAUUCAGUACACCUUCAGAAACAAAAUAUUAUGCGUAGAAGCAUUGAAGGUCACGACAUCGAACUCCCCUCUAUUUUUCAAAGGUAUAAUUCAUAAAGUUAAACAGAACAAUCGCCUGGCAUUGCUAGGCGAUCGAGUACUCAGCAUGGUUUUGUGUGGUAUAUGGUACAGUACAGGAUACUCACCAGCUCAUUACACGAGGAUCCAUGACGCGACAGCAACACAAUCCGGGCUGUACUCAAAGGCCCGUAAGCUUGGUAUAGACAGAGAAGUCCUAAUUGGCGAAGGGAUGUAUACUCCAUCAGUGAGGCAAAUCGCUGAGAGCUUUGAAGCUAUACUCGGGGCUGUCUACGUGGAUUCUGAUCACAGCCUCGAAACGGUAAAGCAGGUUAUCAAAAGUAUUGACCUCGAUAAACACGAAUUCUUGAAGGCACCGCCCGAAGCACAUCUUGACCUACAGGACUUUAAAAAGAAAUACAUCGUGUAUCAGGAGGAAGAGCUACUGUUCGAGGAAAGGAUUAGAUCUCUGGAGCACGAGGCAGAAGAAAUUCAGAAGUAUUUGAGAGAUGCUGAACCCUCCAUCACAGGUGUGCCAGGGGCGAAGCCCACCAUCAGCCCCGAAGCGCAGUUUGCUAUCCGCAGAGAGGCUGCGAAGCUGGAAAUCAAUGCAAGGCAGUUAUGGAAAGAAGUCAGUCAAGCUGCUACUUCUUCUGUCGGCAGUCUUGUCAAAGGAGACGUGAGGAGAAGGACAAAAAUUAUGAUCAAUACGGCAUCAGCGUUGCAAAGUGAGAUGAAUCACUCUGAUGGAAUCGUUGAAGAGCAGUCAACUGAGGAACCUGCUAUUGACACUACGACCACUGAUGAUUUGGAUCCAAUCGUCCUUUUAAAGAACGAGAACCCGCCACUCGACGAGUCUGCACAAGGUGGCACUCCAGAAACAACGGAAAAGCAGCCAAAUUCACCAACCUGCCUCUUCCCGAGUGAAAACAGCACAGAUGAUACACCAAAGUUGGCCAUUUCAGCUUCACAAAAACCGUCGGCAAUACCAGCUGAUUCCCUACUGCCGAAGGAUAGCAAUGCUACUAUCAUAACUCUCAUAGCCGAGUUCGACGAAGUUAUCAAGCAACAUAACACAUUAAAAAAGAGAAAAAUAGGAAAGCCGUCCAACAGGGUAUUGGGUAUCAAGAUUGUCGCAUGGAAGAAUGCAUUGCACAAAACAAGCGUUCUCAAGCACCGAGGCGAAUCAGCUGAUACACUGGCCAUAUACGAAGACAUGUUGCAAAAAUCUCUGGAAAACAGUUUACUUUCCAAACGGAAAGAUUUGGCUGUUCGACAGAAAAAGACUCUAUCACAAAAAGUCAAGCCAGCAGUAUCUCUGGAGGUUGAAAAACCUACGACCUCAACACCUGUAAUAGAAGAAACCAAUCUUGCAAAAGAGCAAGACCAAAAUCAAGACCAAGGCCAAAAACAAGAAAAGAAAAGAUUGACACCUGCUCAUAAUGGACAUGAGAAGGAAAGCAGAGAAUUUGUGGAGAGCGUUGAGGAUCUAGAGCGAACCAUCAGCGAAUUCCACACUGCCACAUGGGAAAGCACCAACAAAACUGCAGAACGGGUUCCACAGCAUGUGUUAUGGAGGCCCUUCCAUAGCCGUCAAACGGGUACUAAAGUCCGUGACCGAGUUCGGAAGACUACGUCCCCACGCCAAGGCAAGACAACAUCAGAAGCCCCUCCUCGGACUUGGAGCAUUCGGAAACCAAGAAAAAUUCUGAUUCGGUCUCAGACCUCUCCCAAAAACUUUAGACCAUCAAAUUUUCCGUCUCGCCCGACGUCUAGAGAUCGUGCGGAUCCGUGA
Messenger RNA from Bipolaris sorokiniana ND90Pr, 2286 nucleotides. RefSeq lists its product as uncharacterized. Gene Ontology annotation, biological process: RNA processing. The record is from RefSeq and is a predicted model, not a curated record. The coding region runs from base 91 to 2286 and encodes 731 amino acids. The transcript has 5 exons. NCBI's taxonomy places the organism in Eukaryota, Fungi, Ascomycota, Dothideomycetes, Pleosporales, Pleosporaceae. Gene Ontology annotation, molecular function: ribonuclease III activity.